Messenger RNA from Saccostrea echinata, 1764 nucleotides. Its product is annotated as serine palmitoyltransferase 1-like. Bases 14 to 1450 code for a protein of 478 amino acids. The transcript has a single exon. Lineage: Eukaryota; Metazoa; Mollusca; Bivalvia; Ostreida; Ostreidae. Gene Ontology annotation, molecular function: pyridoxal phosphate binding; serine C-palmitoyltransferase activity. Gene Ontology annotation, biological process: sphingosine biosynthetic process; ceramide biosynthetic process. Gene Ontology annotation, cellular component: endoplasmic reticulum. The record is from RefSeq and is a predicted model, not a curated record.
AACAAAUCACGCCAUGGCGUCAGGGUUUAUUCCACAGACAUGGGAAAUGUACGAUAUGUUUCAAGCAUUGCUACAGGCUCCAUCGUACCAUCUUUUCUUUGAAGCAUUGCUUAUAAUCUGGAUCUUUAAACUACUGUUUUUCUCAAAGGCGUAUGCCCCGGAAUCCGUUCUAACUGAGAAAGAAAAGGAGGAACUGAUUGCGGAAUGGCAGCCCGAACCUCUUGCCCCCGAAAUCCCGGAAGACCACCCAGUAUUACAGGCUAUGGAAAAUAAUAUAAUUACGGGGAAACCUGGUAAAUAUGUUACAAUCAAUGGAAAGUCUUGCAUAAACAUGGCUACACUGAACUUUUUAGGUAUGGCUGGCAACCCCUCUGUUGAGGCUGCUGCCAUUAAAACUCUUAAGAAGUAUGGUGUGGGUUCAUGUGGGCCCAGAGGAUUCUAUGGUACUAUGGAUGUUCACUUAGAACUAGAGGACAAACUAGCUAAAUUCAUGAACUGUGAGGAAGCUAUUCUUUAUGCAUUUGGAUUCGCUACAAUAGCAAGUGCUAUACCAGCAUACUCCAAGCGAGGUGAUGUGAUAUUUGCAGAUGAGGGUGUCUGCUUUGCUAUUCAAAAAGGAUUAGUUGCCUCAAGAAGCAAAAUCAAGUGGUUUAAGCACAACGACAUGGAAGAUCUUGAACGUCUUCUUAUUGAACAAGCCAAAGAAGAUAAAAAGAACCCCAAGAAAGCUAAAGUGACCAGGAGAUUUCUUUUGGUGGAAGGACUUUAUGUUAACUACGGAGAUUUGUGUCCACUACCAAAAUUAGUUGAGCUGAAGUGGAAGUACAAAGUUCGACUCUUUAUUGAAGAAAGUCUAUCAUUUGGUGUUCUGGGGGCAACUGGAAAAGGUAUAACAGAACAUUAUUGCAUCUCUCAGGAUGAGGUUGACCUGAUAGCAGCAUCAUUAGAAAAUGCUAUUGGAUCAACUGGAGGAUUCUGCUGUGGGAAAAAGUAUAUUGUAGAUCAUCAGCGAUUAUCAGGACUUGGAUACUGUUUUUCUGCAUCCUUACCACCCAUGCUAGCCACAGCAGCAAUAGAGUCCUUGCACUUGAUUGAUGAACAGCCUAUUAUGCUGAAUCAGCUACGCGAGAAUUCUGAAAAAAUCCAUGAAAAGCUGAGAGAAAUCAAAGGGGUACUUAUAGUGGGAGAACCCCUAUCACCUAUCAAGCAUAUAAGACUGGCUGAGCCAAGCACUGACCGAGAUUUUGAUGUUCAGACUUUGCAGAAGGUAGCGGAUCUCUCUAGGGAAAACAAAGUCGCUAUAACUCUUGCUCGCUAUUUAGAAGAAGAGGAGCAUAAGCUCCCUGUGCCAAGUAUCAGGAUAUCUGUGAACAACCAGCUCUCCGAUAAUGAGAUUGACAGUGUAUGCUCUACACUUAAUGAAGCAUUUCAGAAAAUUCUCUCCCAUUGAUGAUAUAACUUAAAUCUUUUGUAGCUGUGUUAGUGUAAAUUAACUUAUUUUGAAGUUCAUAAGCUUUAUAAUUAUCAACUUUGUUUACAUAACAUGUAUUAGAAAUUUUAGAUGCAGUUAAUAUUAUUUAUACAUGUAUUGUACAUUAUACCAUAGCUACACUUGCAUUAGAAGAAUGAAGUCAUAAUAUUUAAUGGGUUAACUGACAGUUUUUCUUGAAGAGAUACUUUGUAUACAUGGUUUUCAUUUCAUGUAAAUUCUGAUCUGUACAUAUCAUCUGUCAUUAUGAUUAUCAAUAUAAAUAUAAAUUUGAA